Micropterus salmoides (largemouth bass) is the source of this 2000-nucleotide messenger RNA. RefSeq lists its product as uncharacterized. The record is from RefSeq and is a predicted model, not a curated record. The transcript has 6 exons. The coding region runs from base 437 to 1366 and encodes 309 amino acids. NCBI's taxonomy places the organism in Eukaryota, Metazoa, Chordata, Actinopteri, Centrarchiformes, Centrarchidae. Gene Ontology annotation, molecular function: protein binding.
UCCAGUGACUACUGACUGUAUGUUUCUUUAUCAUUUGAGUGAGCACAUUCACAUAUGUUUAAAAUUCACAGAUUUUGAUUCCAGUUUUACUCUGUAAAAGACUUUCCCAAACCAGAACAAGAAGUUUGGCAAAAUAAAAUACUUUGAUCAGCAUAUGGAAAGAUUGCAGGGCUCCAAUGUACAAAUUUACGAUCCACUUACCAUCUGUGUUUAAAACCACUGAGUCACAGUUACUGCUCUCUCUGUUUGUGUCCUCACCCCCCUUCUAUCUAACCCACCCGCUAGAUAACUCUAAGUUACAGGUGUGCUUUCUCACAACUUUGACAUAUCACCAUCCACCUGACACAUCUGACCUUGAACUCACCCAUAAAAGGCCGAUGCAGUGCACAACUGUGCCACAGACAGCAAACAGAACACCGAUCAUUCCCAAGCAAAGAUGAAGACUUCCAUGGUCUUCUCGCUGGUACUGAUACUCUGCCAUCUUUGCAGAGCUCAGAAACACAGCAGUGACAUAGAUUUCUUGCUUCACGCUGUCGGGAGCUGGGAAGAGAAGGCUCAGACACUGAGAUCCAGGACUGAAGCUGAGGGAGGUGAACAAGAGCUGGUGCUUCAGUCUGACAUUUGGGUUGAGCUGAGGAAUCUGAGAGACAUGGUGGUGGAGCAGAGAGUGGAGCUGAAGCACCUCACGACCAGAGUAAUAACUGCUGAAGGUCUGGUGGAGUCCCUGCAGAAGCAGAAUACAGCCGCCGAGGCCAGGAUCACCGCUGCUGAAAGCUUGGCAGAGGAAUUACAGAUGGAGAAUGACGCUCAAGCUACAGAGCUUGCAGUCACUCAGCAGAAGCUCAGCUCUCUGCAGCAAAGAUUGACAGUCAGUGAACGUCGCAUGGAGGAGCUGGAGAAACAGCAGGAAGGACAGAAGGCGGCAGUGCAGGAACUCCAAAAUACCAAUAAAGUGAGAAAAGUGGCCUUUUCUGCCUCCCUUCUGGCAUCUGGUGAAGGUAAUACAGACAAUGAAGACAUUGUUCCACUCAUCUACAAAAAUGUCUUUACCAACAUUGGAAACCACUACAACCCAAACACAGGUUACUUCACUGCACCAGUAAGAGGAGUGUAUUACUUCAGAUUUACUGGUCAUGCAGCACACUCGGGUUCAUUUAUGAGAAUGGAACUUGUCAAGAAUGGACAUCUCAUAGUUACUGCAGGUGACAGAGAAACCAUAUCCGUAGAUCUUGAGGACAAUGCGUCCAAUGGUGCAGUGGUGCAGUUGGAAGUGGGAGAUGUGGUCUCGGUACAACAUGCGGGAGAGGUUUGGGAUGACCAGUACCACAGAACAACAUUUAGUGGCUUUCUGCUCUUUCUACACUAAGGGCCCAAUUUGUGUAAUUUCACCAAUCAUUUAUAAAAAGUAUACUAAUAACAGCACAAAAUGACAAUUUCCAGAUCUACAAAUACUAAUCUUUUUAAAUGCAGCUAUGUCAUUUUUCUUGCAUUUUGAGUUCCUGGAAGCUUUAUAGGUAGUUAAACUGACAAAAUGAUAAGUCAGAUUUAUGUGGGGUAAAACAGUUUUAAAGGUGCUAAACAAAGACAAAAAAAGCAUGCAUAGAAAGUAAGAAAUAAUUCAGCAAAAUGAACCUGGACUCAAAUGAAUACAAAGUAAAGAAUAAGUGAUUUAAGGACAGAUAUUUUACUAUCAUGGUCUUUUGAGAAGUCUUUUAAAGCCCUACCCAAGGCCGGAUUAAUUUGCCAAAGGGCUCCAGAGCAAGGGUUAGGGGUUAUCCAACCUUGGCCCCACAGUGCCACUUUACCAGAGAGUACUGUAAGUUACAUCUAACCUGCCCAUGUUUUUUGAGGUUUCAAUAAUUGGACACAAUGAAAAAAGGUGCCACAGUUUUAGUGGAAGAAGUGUACAUGGAGUCUUACAACAUCCCUGCAGCAAAUUGUAAGAAAAUGUCAUAUUUGUAUCAAAACCAUAAUAAAAGACAACCAUCCAACCAAGUCCU